Molecule: messenger RNA, 1161 nt
Organism: Penicillium soppii
Lineage: Eukaryota; Fungi; Ascomycota; Eurotiomycetes; Eurotiales; Aspergillaceae
Product: elongator complex protein 4
Exons: 2
Coding region: 1-1161 (386 amino acids)
Biological process (GO): tRNA wobble uridine modification
Cellular component (GO): cytoplasm; elongator holoenzyme complex; transcription elongation factor complex
Source: RefSeq, a predicted model, not a curated record
AUGUCCUUUCGAAAGCGCAAUAUCGGUCUAUCCCCUGGAGUUGACCGUAAUGCUGUUCCCAAUGCCGCACAGCCCGCUGCGCCAGAAAGUACGCCGGGCAUCCGCCCCUCACCCGACGAUGGGCGGCCAACGACCUCGACAGGAACGCGGUCGCUAGAUAAUCUUCUUGCAGGCCAUGCAGGGCUACCGAUGGGGAAGCUAUUGUUUGUUGAAGAAAAUGGAACUACAGAUUUUGCGGGCGCAUUGCUACGAUACUAUGCGGCCGAAGGUGUGGUCCAAGACCAGAAGAUCCAUGUGGUCGGAGUGCCAGAACAGUGGGGUCGAAGUCUACCUGGCCUGAUCGGCUCGGCAGAGUCCCUAGAUGAGAAGAGAUCCGAGAGGCGUAAGGACGACCGCAUGAAGAUCGCAUGGCGAUACGAGCGAUUGGGCGAAUUUGGGGCAGUCGCCGGUUCGCGUGAUGCUCCUACUACUCCAGGAGAGCAAGAUCCAGCAGCGAAAGAAGCUCCCGCCUUCUGUCACGCCUUUGACCUCACGAAACGUCUCGCCCACCCCUCUAUCACAAACAUGUCCUUCAUUCCACUCAUGCCCUCGAAAGAAUCGCCAUUCCUUGCUAUCCUUAAACGACUCCAGACCGCAAUUGCUUCCAGCGCUGUUAACACCAUCCACCGCAUCGUCAUUCCUUCUCUGCUCAACCCCACAAUGUACCCGCCCGAAGCCUGUCAACCAGAGAACGUGCUCCAAUUCUUCCACGCGCUCAAGGCGUUAAUGAGCGCGCACAACAACCGUGUAACCGCAAUGAUCACUUUUCCCUUGUCUCUAUAUCCCCGUUCAUCGGGGCUGGUUCGUUGGAUCGAACUGCUAAGUGACGGUGUCAUUGAGCUCUGUCCCUUCCCACAUUCUGCGGAUGCCACGGCCACCUCGGGGGCAGCGACCUCUCAGGAAGAGCCUCCUCAGGGUAUGCUCAAGACGCACCGACUCCCAGUGUUGCACGAGCGUGGUGGCGGAAGUGAUCAGAAUGUGGGACAGGAUUGGGCAUUUAUUCUCAGCCGUCGGCGAUUCGAGAUUAAGCCGUUCAGUCUACCACCAGCUGAAGGGGACACAGAAGCGCAGGAUGCGUCGGCCCCAGGUGGCAUGCCUAAGAAAUCAGAUCUCGAAUUCUGA